Drosophila innubila is the source of this 3627-nucleotide messenger RNA. RefSeq names its product structural maintenance of chromosomes protein 6 (gene SMC6). Bases 146 to 3472 code for a protein of 1108 amino acids. NCBI's taxonomy places the organism in Eukaryota, Metazoa, Arthropoda, Insecta, Diptera, Drosophilidae. Gene Ontology annotation, molecular function: damaged DNA binding; single-stranded DNA binding; ATP hydrolysis activity. Gene Ontology annotation, cellular component: nucleus; Smc5-Smc6 complex; site of double-strand break. The record is from RefSeq and is a predicted model, not a curated record. Gene Ontology annotation, biological process: double-strand break repair via homologous recombination. The transcript is spliced from 14 exons.
CGAUUGUUCAUAAAUGUUUUUACAACUCUAAAUCGAGUGGUUUUUGUUACAAGAAUGCGCAUGCAAAUAUUAUAAACAGUUAUUGAAUGUAUAUAAAUUGGACGUUUUAGUCGAGUUAUAGUAGAAUAACGCAGACAUUCCAAAGAUGGGUCGUGGUCGAAUUCGCAAGAAACAAGUGUCCUCGGGCUCAGAAAGCGAAGAUGAGCCGCCAAAAAACAAGCGAUCUCGGCCAAGCAUCCAGUCCGACGAAGAAGAAGAUGAAAUGGUUGUGGAGGCAUCAACGUCUGCUGCGUCUCGGAAGCGCGCCAACAAAAAUGCAACGGCUAACUUUUACCGCAAGACAUGUGAAAAUCCCUCGAAUGGAAUAACUCCUCAAAGCCCAUUCAGCCGCUGUGGGAAAAUUAUGUCAAUACGUUUAAAGAACUUUAUGUGCCAUUCAAAUUUAUACAUCGAGUUCGGGCCAAAUAUUAAUUUUCUCGUUGGCAGUAAUGGCAGCGGAAAAAGUGCGGUAAUCACAGCACUUGCUUUAGGUCUGGCCGGAAGCGCACGAGCCACAAGUCGUGCCAGCAGCAUACAAAAACUUAUCAAAAAUGGGGAGACAAGUGCGACCAUUGAGCUAACCCUAUGCAAUACGGGACUGCGACCAUUCAAAUCAGAGAUAUUUGGUCCUCACAUUACUGUUGUACGCCACAUCCGACAGUCGUCGUCGACCUAUGAUUUGAAAGACGCUCACAAAAGGAGCGUUUCCAAGAAACUGGAAGAAAUUCGUCGCAUGUUACUUUUCUUUGGCAUUAGCGUUGAGAACCCAAUCUUUGUCCUCAAUCAAGAAGCGUCACGUGAAUUCCUGAAAGACCUCGAGCCGGCUUCGAACUAUAAGCUGCUUAUGAAGGCAACGCAGCUGGAUUUAUGCGCAAUCAGCUUAACACAAUGUCACGAGCAACGCGAACGCUAUAGUUAUGAUCUGGAUAUGCUUAAAAUGAAAAAAGAAAGGUUGAAACAUUUGUGCAACGAAGAGGAGGAAAAGUUGAUAAUCAUAAAAAAUAAAGAGACAAUCAAGAUACGAUUGAAAGAGGCUAAUACGAUGCUGGCCUGGUUAAAAGUAACCAGAAUUCAAGCUGAUCUGACCAAAAUGGAGCAUACACUACAAAUAAUUGAAAAGAAAAAUACUGACCUAUCACAGAAAACAACGCAAAAAAACAUAACACAGGACACAUUUUCUCAACAAUUGCAGAAAUGUGAAGUAACAAAGCAACAAAUCCAGGAAAAAUAUCAAUCUCAAGAUGCUAAACUCAGGGCAUCCAAGCGAAUAGUUCAAGAUUGCCUUUACCAAAUUAGUUCAAUCAGGGCCGGCAUCAAGAACGUUGAGAGGCGUCUCAAGGAAGAGCAAACAACAUUUGACGGCUGUCAAAAGCAUAUGAAGAACUAUCAUGCAGACUAUUCUGAGGUUAAACGGUUGAGAGAGCUUAACAACGCCACACUAGCAACUCUUAAGGAAAAGGUUGAGGAGAGUAAAAACCUUAUUUCAAGAUUGAGGGAUGAACAGAACGAUAUAAAGAACCGAAUACCGGCUACCAAAGAACAGGUUGAGUCUGUGAAUAAUGAGAUAAACAACCUGCGUUUAUCUGAGCAAAAAAUGCAGUGGGAAAUAGAUUCACUGUUACGCAACAAAUCAAAUAAAAUGUCUGUGUAUGGCGAGAAUGCUAUGAAAGUUGCGAUUGCGCUACAAACUCAGUAUUCUGGCAGCAAUGCUCACAAAAUGCCGCGUGGACCACUUGGCAUGUAUAUCACUGUACCUAAUCCCAAGUAUCGAGAUCUGAUAGAAAAUCAACUGGCUCAUUGUCUGCGAUCGUAUAUUGUUAGUACAGACAAGGAGCGUAUUUCACUUAGAGCUCUCCUUCAAAAAUCAUACUCGGGAAAUAUUCCUACCAUUGUCACAAGUGCCUUUACAAACCAUGUCUACAAUGUAUCCAAGUACAAAGUUCAAGCUAGGUCACCAAAUACGACGGUUCUGAUGGAUGAGAUAAGAUGUGAUGACCCGGUAGUAAUGAACUAUCUCAUCGAUACUAUACGCAUUGAGACGGUGUUGGUUACCGAUUCCAAAGAGACAGCCGAAUUUUUAACUUCGAAUACAGAAAAUGUGCCACCUAAUUUGACUCGAAUACUGGUUCCUAACUUAGGGCUUGAGUAUUGUCCAUCGCCCAACUAUGCUGUCUACUCAAUUCAAAUUUCUGCGGCACGUUUCAUUCAGGUUAACGUAGAUGAUCGUAUUAAACAGUUAAAGGCCGAGAAGAAUAGUCUGGCAGAGCGCGGUGCAAGGAUGCAUCCACAGUAUGUUGAGGCUAAAAGGAAGUUAGACAUCGACAUCCAGGAGAUAAACAAAAAAAAGCAGCUAAUUGAUGCCCAUCAUUCCGAUAACGCAAAAGCAAUGCAAAAAAUUUUGGAUAUAGAAAAUUUUGAAUACCGAGAAUUACCCGCACUUGAUGUGCUUGAAACUCACUUAACUAGCAGCCGGGAAAAAAUGGAGAAAUGUAAACAGGAACGUGAGCAUUUGGAAGAACAGCUUCGUGAUAUCAACGAGCGAAAGACCAAUGCUGACGAAGAAGUAACAAGUGAACAAAGUGCUCUCGACGCUAUCAAUAAAAAAGCAUCAGAGGUUGAGACAGAAGCUCAGGAAUUACAAAAUAAAAUGCGUGAUUUGGAUCGUCAUUAUGAGGAAAAUCAACGUCGGUAUAAGCAAACCAAUGAGCUGAUGCAGUCGAUGUUAAAAAGCAAAAAAGAAUUGCAGGAUGACUUGGAAAAAGCGCGCAUAGAUGCACAGAAAAUUGGUGACUUCAUCGAUACGAAUAAAACUGAAGAGAAAAUACGCGACAAAAUAAGCAAUUAUAAAGCAAAGAUGAAACACUUCGAAUCAAUGAACAUAAUCAGCGAGGAAGUUGAACACAAGUUGGCAACAUUGCGUGAAAAUCUUAAAACACAAUCAGAUAAUUUGCGACAUAUUUUAAAUAUUGUCGAGAAAUUGCGUAUCGCAUAUCAUACACGGGCUCAACGUUUUCAGCGUUCACGUUACCAUUUCUUUACCAUGGUGCAGUUUCAGUUUAAGCAAGCCCUCGUUUGUCGUAAAUUUGAAGGUGAUUUGGAACCUAAUCAUAGAGAAAAGACGUUGAAUAUCAGUGUUUAUCCACCAAGUGGUAAUAAGACUUCAAAUACGAGAAGUUUGUCUGGUGGUGAAAGGUCAUUUACCACCGUUUCCUUAUUGAAAGGCCUUUGGAGUACUUCUGACCAUCCAUUUUAUUUCUUAGACGAAUAUGACGUUUUCACAGAUGAAGUUAACAGGACAUUUAUUACAAAGCUGCUCAUUCAAGAGGGCUUGGACUUUCAAAACCGACAGUAUUGUUUUCUUACCCCACAAGAUACUAAAGUUGAUGCAAACCAUCUUAUAACAGUGCAUAAAUUAGAAGCACCAGAACAUUGAUACGGGGUUUUCUAAAGUUGCUAGACAACGACACAUAUUAAAAAAAAAAAUUCUGUACGUUUUGUUAAAUUACAUAGUUUUAAUGUUGUUUACCUUCAUAAUGUUCAGUUUAAGGAUUACUGAUUAAAAGUUGGUGAUGUCUUCUUUAUUAUCGA